UUCACUCGGACUGCCUUCUUGCCUGCUUGUCUACUUGUAUCUGCUUAUCGUUGGAUGCUGUUCACAGUUCACUAGUAUCAACACCACCACACCACCACCUAAACCAACCCACUAUUAAUAACUUUUACUACAUCUAUCUUCUUAUAAUACAAGUUAAACAUCUACAACUCAUCUACUAAUCCUACAACACCACCUACAAUAUCGUCUUCAUCUCAGUACAGGUGGCACUGCCACACCGCCACAGUGGCUAUACAGUCUACCUCGGCUCUCUCUCUGCCUCGUCUUCCAUCUACGCCCCGCACCCUGAUUACUCAACCCAUCUGCUCCCAUUUCGAGCAAAUAUCCUUCCACCCUCCUUCACCACCUCUCACCCAGUCUCUCUCAGUCUCACCGCACUGAACCACUCCUCUCCCACACGAUGGACGCAUCAUGCGGCCCGUCAACGCCCCUCACCGCGCUGCAGAAGCACGCCGGCGCCGAUAGAUCCCUCCAGCAAGACCGGUUCGGCUCCUCCUCCUCCUCCUCUUCCGCCGCCGGCUUCAGAUCCAGAGAUCAGCAGCAUGACGGACAAGCACACGCCCUCGACGCGCAGUUUUCGUCCUUUGUCGCGCAACAGGGGGGCAACCCCGACCUCGUAGCUAGGGAGUUUUCGCAUUUGUCGAUAGCCCAGCAGCAGCAGCAGCAGCAGCAGCGACAUCUACAAGCAAUCUUCGAGCAAGAACAAGCGCAGUUUCAUCAUCAGCAGCAGCAGCACCCACAGCAGAGCAUGGAGUCAUGGCAUCAGGACUUUAUGCAGUUCCUCGAGCAGCCGGCGCCAGCACUUUCCCAGCAGCAGCCGAUAAUGUCGUCGCAGCAGCAGCCGAUGACGACUCCGACUCCCUACAUGCCUACAUUCUCGGCCAUGCCUACCACCGGCAUGUACAACAACUUUGCAUACAACAACACCGAACAAGCCUACGAACCCGCGCAUCUACAACAACAGCAACAAAAAGUAUUCGACGACGCAUUCGACCAGAUCGAACAAGAAACCGCCACCACCACUUCUUCACAAACAGUCCAAGACGAGCCCGUCCAAACCGCAAAGCCAGAAGUCGACGACGACGACGACGGGUUAUCCGCAGUAGCCGGCGACCUACUCCAAUCCCUGCGCGACAACCAGUCCCAGAAAUUCAAAGAAAGCACAUUCCUCGCGCUGAUGCGGCGAUUGCGCGACAAAGAGGUCGUCGUGCAGGGCAACAAGAUGGUCGAGUCGAUAGCAGAUCCCGCUGCUGCGAACGAGAAGAUGGGGAUGGAGGGGAUGGAGGCGGGGGCGGAUUAUAUGCCGUUUAGUGCCGCGGAGGAGACGGGGCGGGAGGCGGGGGCGCAGGGGUUUCGUCGUGGAGCCUGGGAAGAGUCGUUUUAGUUGCUUUUUGCAUUACUGAAGGCAUUCAAUGACAUGAUAUCACAAUGACAUACUAUCAUCAUCUAGUCUGUCAUGAUCUGGUUGUUGCAACGGACUCAAAACAGAGAUUUAUCAUCAUCACCAUUUACCAUCAUCUUGAGGAAGUCAGCAGCCGCGCGGUAGCAAGUCUGGUAUGUCAGACGGCUAGCACCACCGUCGCCACGACGCUGCUGUACUUACUUAUAUAAAGAGUAGAUUAGUGUAGAAGUGAGUUAGUGAUGAGUUAUUCUAUAUCGACGACUAUAUAUACAAAACACACAGAACAAGAGCAAGAGACAAAGAGGGUU
Molecule: messenger RNA, 1728 nt
Organism: Myxozyma melibiosi
Lineage: Eukaryota; Fungi; Ascomycota; Lipomycetes; Lipomycetales; Lipomycetaceae
Exons: 1
Coding region: 419-1402 (327 amino acids)
Source: RefSeq, a predicted model, not a curated record